Molecule: messenger RNA, 1959 nt
Organism: Oreochromis aureus
Lineage: Eukaryota; Metazoa; Chordata; Actinopteri; Cichliformes; Cichlidae
Exons: 4
Coding region: 365-1375 (336 amino acids)
Molecular function (GO): serine hydrolase activity
Source: RefSeq, a predicted model, not a curated record
UGGUAUGUCAGAACAAAUAACCUCGUGGAUUUCUGUGCUUCCCUAUUUAGCCGCAUGAAGCCUGUCGGGUCAGUGUGACCAGAGCAUGGUCACCAGGCCCUAUGCGUUAUCGCCACGGGAUCCAGCUUGUUUGAUGGGACCGAGCAGACGUACUGCAGCACGCGGUCAAGAAACCGCUCACGGAGGACUGCGGGAGUUAAAGGGGCGGUGAGAGCCGGUGGAAGAGAGGCGGACUCUUGACUGUCAGUCAAACAUCCGGGGUUAUCCGUUGCUACGAUAUAACGCCUUAGCGGAUCUAAACGACUCUCAGAAGUAAUUUUUUUCAGAAUACCAGGAGGAGACGGGCACACCUAAGUCUCUCAGAAUGGGAAACCUGCUGUUCUCCACAGGCCUCAUAAGGACUGAUGCAACCAAGUCGGAUCAAGUUAACAGACGACAUUUAAUAGCCAAAACGAUCUGCAAUGGCAUAACCUAUUAUUACACUCCACUCACCGGUACAGAAUGUCUUGCCAAAAAAUGUCAAGACUCUGCAGCUGUUUGCCCCACGUUCCCUGUUUCACCAUCUGCAGGGGCCUCCUCUUCUACACUCCUCUCAGAUUCACCGUCAAACACAUCUGUCUCCUCCCAAAACCAAUCAUAUUCUGCGUCCACUUCUCGUCCACUUCUGCUUUUCUUCUCCUGGCUUGGUGCCCAACCAGGGGGAAUGGCUAAGUACCGGGACCUUUAUCUGGACCGUGGCAUGGAUGUCCUCCUGGUUCAGAGCAGUGUGAUGCACUUCCUGUGGCCUCGAUGGGGGCUCGAGUAUGGAUUGGAGGUUCUGAAAAUUCUGGAGAACCCUCCCUUCGCAGGGAGGGUGAUGCUGGUUCAUGCUUCUUCCAUCGGUGGCUACACUUUCACUCAAAUCCUCACCCACAUUGUCCAAGAACCAAAAAAACAUGCAGGCCUGGCACAGAGGAUGAUGGGGCACAUCUAUGACAGCUUAGUGGUCGGCACUCUGGAGCACAUGGCCAUAGGCAUUGGUAGAACUCUGGUGCCACGUUUUGAGAGCUUCGUCAAAAGCACUGCCAUGCUUUACUUCUGGCUUUUCAAAACCCACACGGCAGACUUCUACGAGACCAGCAUCCAAGUGUUCCACAACAGCCCAGUUACCGCUCCCGCUCUCUUCUUCUUCAGUGAAAACGAUGCAAUGUGCAACACUGCAGUGAUGGAAAAGCUGAUUGACGUCUGGAGACAGAGAGGAGUGGACGUGCACAGCAGAAAGUGGAAGAAGUCGAUACAUGCGGCCCACUUGCGCUGCCACCCAGAUGAUUACCUCUCCACCCUGCAACACUUUUUGAACUCGCUGCCCAUUGCCUCCUGUAAAAAGACAAUCUAAAUAAGUGGGGAGGUAAAAAUACACCACCACCAAAUAUUAAAAAACAAAAUAAGCUUUAUGAUUUAAAAAAGAAUGCACUUUGAUUUUUUUCCUUUAGCUUUGUCAUUAAUUAAAAUUUAAAGUAUUUUUUUCUCUCUUUUGCAUAUUCAUUGUUUGAAUUUUUGUUGCUUGCUGUUAAGUAAGGUUGUAUUUUAAGUUAUUUAAAAACAAACAAACAAACAAAAAACUAACCGAUGUUAUUUACCUGUGUGCUUAUGUUAUGGAUUAUUUUGCACUUUAAACAAUUCAAAAGCUUUAGUUGAUAAACUGUUGGUACUCUUACCAGAGAUGUGGUUGCUGCACAUUGAGUGAAAUAAAAUAUUUCAAUUGCGCUGCUUGAAACAGGACUUUUACUUGUGGGUUUUUUCCAUGUAAAAAAUUACCAACAUGGUCUCACUUCUAUUAAGAAUUUCUUGAAAGUCGGUUUAGCUCAGUGCGUUGAGCGGGCGGCCACAUGCCAUACGGCUGAGAGCGGCCGGCCUGGGUUUGAGUCACACCCGCGGCCCUUUGCCGCAUAUCUUCUCUCUGCCCCAUAUCUUCUCUCU